Molecule: messenger RNA, 1315 nt
Organism: Trichomycterus rosablanca
Lineage: Eukaryota; Metazoa; Chordata; Actinopteri; Siluriformes; Trichomycteridae
Product: ubiquitin-like protein 7
Exons: 10
Coding region: 1-1140 (379 amino acids)
Biological process (GO): ubiquitin-dependent protein catabolic process
Cellular component (GO): cytosol
Molecular function (GO): polyubiquitin modification-dependent protein binding
Source: RefSeq, a predicted model, not a curated record
AUGGCAGGUCCCGAAUGGAUAUUGUCGCUGAAGUUAAUGGACCAGCCUUCUCUCCCGAAGUCUGUGCUGCAGUUUCCAGAAGCAGAACCUGGUGAUGUCCCGCCUGGUCAGUAUCGGGUUGCUACUCUAAAACAGCUUGUUUCAGCACAGUUACCGGAUACUAUUCCAGAUCCAGAUCUUAUAGAGCUGGUGUACUGCGGCAGGAAGCUGAGAGAUGAGCUCACUUUAGACUCCUACGGAAUCCAGUCAGGAUCCACAGUGCACAUCUUGAGAAAGUCAUGGCCAGAACCUGAGGUCCAGCCUGAGCCAGUGGACAAAGUAACAGCUGCAAGAGAAUUUCGUGUCCUGCAGGCAGCUCUUCACACCAGCACAGCCUACAGAGACUCGGUGUUUAAGAUGCUUAACAACAAGGAAUCUUUGGAUCAAAUAAUUGUGGCAACACCUGGCCUGAGUAGUGAUCCAAUGGCUCUUGGUGUCCUUCAAGACAAGGACCUCUUUGUGCAAUUUACAGAUCCCAACAUGCUUGACAUGUUGAUCAGCUCUCAUCCAGCACUGGUUAAUGCCAUCAUUUUGGUGUUGCAUUCUGUAGCGGGCAGUGUGCCCAGCCAGACAAGUGCAAGCUCUUCCAGAAAUGUGUCCUCUAGCUCCUACAGUGACAUGCCAGGAGGUUUUCUUUUUGAAGGCAUGUCAGAUGAUGAGGAAGAAUUCCAGUCUGGGAAUCGCGGUGGGCCAUCCACCAGCUUUGCAGGCUUUUCUGGGUUGAGGCCUGCUACCUUAGGUUACAGUGGAGCAGUAGGACCCAGACCAAUCACCCAAAGUGAGCUUGCAACAGCUCUGGCCCUCGCCAGCACUCCAGAGAGCAGUGCUGUUACACCUACCAUAGGAAAUCAGGGUGCCUCUUCAGGGGUUUCACCUAUUCCUGCUGGAACUCCUAUAACAAAUGACUUGUUUAACCAGGCCCUACAGCAAGCCUUACAAGUGUCCAGUAUUUCCUCACUCCAGAGUCAGUGGCAAUCUCAACUUCAGCAGCUGCGUGAUAUGGGAAUCCAGGAUGAGGAGCUUAUCCUGAGAGCCCUACAAGCCACUGGUGGAGACAUUCAAGCUGCUCUAGAGCUCAUUUUUGCUGGAGGAGCACCAUGAAAUACUCACUAUAUUUUACACUACAAUAUUUGUGCACUUUUCUCUGAGAUGCCCACAUGUUUUAUUUAUUUUAAAUUAUGUGAACAUGUUUUAAGAAAACUGUUUAUUACGCCGACUCAACCACCAAUGUUCGAAGAUAUUAUAAGAUAUUAUAUUGAAGUUCUGUGUAAAGUUA